Acaulospora colombiana is the source of this 1568-nucleotide messenger RNA. The record is from the annotation of a GenBank genome assembly. NCBI's taxonomy places the organism in Eukaryota, Fungi, Glomeromycota, Glomeromycetes, Diversisporales, Acaulosporaceae.
AUGACAAAAGUUUACGACCAAUACUCUUCUUCAUCUACAUCUCCCGCCAUGCGAUCAUCCAAUACUACACGUAGGGCCUCUGUUGUGUCUAUAUCGGCCCUGUUAAAUCCUGAACCCGAAGAAAGUCAGGGAUCUUCCAUACGAACCAUGGCACAAACGAAUAAUCAUGAUUCCUAUGGUAAUUAUGAUAAUUACGCUGAUCCUUCAAUGAAUCAAAGCGGUCAAUCCUGGAGACGUUACUCUGCACCAAACCUUUCUUCAGAAACACAUGACACGCCCAAUGAAAAUAAUGGCCUGACCAUUAUUAACUAUUGUAAUAAUAAACCAAAUGUCAUCCCCCCUCCUGAAUCAGAUUCGUCUCUGUCGUCUCCUGUCUCUCCAAAUUCAAGAAAUUCUUUUACGGGAAACGGCUCAUCAAGGUCGAAUUCAUCAUCCCUACCUUCGACUCGUCGAUCUUCGAUGAAUCGACCUUCUUCAUCUGAUCAGGCUUCCAUCAAUAACAUGAUCACUCCGCCUCAGACUCCCGGUGUCAAAUCUCCAACAAAGGCCAACUUCCAAUUCCCCUCAAAUGCGACCGAACAAUCUAGUCAGCAAACGAUGCCUCCGAAAGUUAAACGCAAGAGAAUCACUCAAGAACAAUUGGCUGAUUUGGUAGCGAUGUUUGAACAAACGGACACUCCGAGUUACGAUGUCUGGUUCCAAAAUCGUCGGGCAAAAGCAAAUCGUGCAAAACAGAACGAGCACAAUACCUCACAUCAGCAUCACAGAUUUCUACAUCAUCACUCGGUGCCAACAUCUCAAGCGGCCAGCGGUCAUGCUUCUUCCAUCGGUAUGAUCAACCCUGGGAACUUUACCUUUGUUCCGAUGUUUACCAAUGGUGGUCCGUCAACGGGUGGUCCGGCCAAAGGACGCAGUAACCGCAGGCAUUCUUACGUCCAUCCACCCACAUCAAGUUUGAACUCUCAGAAGAAGCCUACACAGAACAGUCCCUUCACUAGACCACGAGCGUCAACUGUCACCGGUGCGUCAAUGACAUCACACUGUUCUCCGACAAAAGUGAUGGUACCUCCUCCACCACUCAAGAUCAUGCCUUUUGCACCUCAAGAGCAACAUCACCUUCAUGUUUCACAUCAUGUCUACGGUGGCCACGUCCAUGCUCACUCUCACACGGUGCCACAUUCGCCGGUCUCACCGGCCUCUCCCACCACCCCCACCCCCAUAUUGCCCCCACCAAUUCCUUCUCACUACGCAUUGCCAAGUCUCAACUCUUGUGCCCUUCCUCCCGUCGUCCCUCCUAUCAAAGACAUUAUCGGUACUUCUGACAUAUAUCAGCCUGUGUCUCACGCAUUACCUUCCGCAUACAAUCAACCCCAGCCUUACACACAAUCACAGAAUACCAACAUUACGAUGCCGGUUUCCUCUAAUACAAAAUCUGCAAUCGACAUUCUUGCCACAGCGGCUGAAUUCGUUCAAAGCGAAGAAAAGGAAAAAGAACGCCUCAAGGCUCUUGGUGUAUUACACGCUCAGAACGAGGCCGAUGACGAAGAUCAAAGGUGGAGGAGACCCUG